This is a messenger RNA of Oncorhynchus keta (chum salmon), 1203 nucleotides long. RefSeq names its product cyclin-dependent kinase 2 interacting protein (gene cinp). The record is from RefSeq and is a predicted model, not a curated record. NCBI's taxonomy places the organism in Eukaryota, Metazoa, Chordata, Actinopteri, Salmoniformes, Salmonidae. The coding region runs from base 163 to 819 and encodes 218 amino acids. The transcript has 5 exons.
UCUGAGGUAGGUGGCGAUAUUUUCACUGGCGCUGACAGUCUGUCACAGACCCAGAAGAAGAAAUAUGCGGAAGUUGACUUUGGAAGAAAUUUCAGAAAGCACAAGAGUACUUCAAUAAACUAACUAAACUUGAAUAGUAUAAACCAUGGAUAUACAAUAACAAUGGAAGUAGGCCUACAAGGAUCAGAGACGACCACUCCUGGCAGAAAGUCCCAGUCUGCAGUGACUGGCAGUGCAAGGAAAGUGAAGGACAACGCAGCAGACUGGCACAAUCUGAUUCUGAAAUGGGACCGACUGAAUGAUGAAGGAUCCACCAUGGCAAAUAAGAUAGUCAAUUUAGGAUUCAAUAAAAGUUCACAGAAAGAGAUGCAAGUCAUGAUUGCGGGUCAGGACACCUCUGCCAGCUCUAAUUCAGAGAAUGCAUUUGAAAACAGUAGAGAACUAGAAGAGGAGUGUGACAAGUUGCUAAGUGUCGUGGACAAAAUGACUCGUAUUGUAUCAAAAAUGGAGAAGUUAGUUUCCUCUGAGAAGGGGAUCAUCGAUCUAGAGACAUUCCAGUAUGGAACAGGAGGAAGACAAACUCCUUUAUUUCAGACCUGGCCUACGUCACAGUUCGCAGACGUCUCCAACAAGCUCUAUGAAGCCUACAAGCAAGAACUGACUCUGAAACGGGCUAUUCUUCAGGAGCUAGCUCACACAACUAACCCAGACCUUUCAAUGGUGUACCUGUCCUGCUGGCUGUAUCAGCCGUACACAGAUGACAGGGCAAAGUUACUGUUAGAGGGUCUUCUUUUAGAGACAGGGCAUAGGCCAAUUUAACCAACUUCAGUUGGAACAUUCUAUUUUGUUUAUGGACUUGUAUGGCUACUGUACUAACAAGUCCAUAAAUAAAUGACAACUAUUGUAUGGCCAUUACAAAGGAACUCAUGCACAGCAAUGCUGCUGGUUUCAACUCCAUGAAAUAAUAGAAUGAUUUGGUUCUUGCAUCCUUUAUUAGGAAAAUGAGUUCAACUGUACAGCAUAUGAAAUGGUUGUACUGCAACAAUGAGUGACAAAUGAAACAUGGAAAUGAAUAACCACAAUUUCUUAACUUUUGAUUUUAUUUCCCCUCAUUUGCAUUCAUUUUCAAUGGUAUUAGAAACCUAUUUUUGGAAAAUGUUACACCCAAAUAUAUAAAAAGUAAUAAAAUAGUGCAACAUUUUU